Molecule: messenger RNA, 2274 nt
Organism: Cucumis sativus (cucumber)
Lineage: Eukaryota; Viridiplantae; Streptophyta; Magnoliopsida; Cucurbitales; Cucurbitaceae
Product: pollen-specific leucine-rich repeat extensin-like protein 3
Molecular function (GO): protein binding
Source: RefSeq, a predicted model, not a curated record
AAGAAAGCAAAAAUGAUGGAAAGAUGACAACCAAACACAAACCAAAAAAAAUAGGAAAUAGACAUGACAGAAAGCGAAAAAGAAUCUCAAUCCACAAAAUUACUUGCAACCAUGUAACUAAUGGAAGGGACCAAGAGAAUGGGGUUUAAAAAGGCUAAAAUGGGGUCUUAUGUUCAACACAGCGACGACCCAUUUCACCAUGGCUUCACUUCACAGAAAGCAAGCUCACCAUGCUUGCUUUCUUAUUAUUCUUUUUCUCUUCUUCUCUCUCCCCUCUUUCUCUGUCUCUCUCUCAGAAGCCGAAGCUUCAUAUCUUACUCGUCGUCAACUAUUGACUCUCAAAAACCAUUAUGAACUCCCCGAUGACUUUCAAUACGAACUUGACAUUGCUGACACUUUCCCAAACGAGAGGUUGAAGAAAGCUUAUGUAGCCCUUCAAGCGUGGAAAUUAGCUGUUUAUUCCGACCCACAAAACAUGACUGCCAAUUGGGUAGGCGCCGAUGUUUGUUCUUACACCGGCGUCUUCUGUGCUCCGGCGCUCGAUGACCCAAAAAUUGAGGUUGUGGCUGGCAUUGAUUUGAACCAUGGUGACAUUGCAGGGCACUUGCCUCCGGAACUUGGGCUUUUGACCGAUUUGGCUCUCUUCCAUAUUAACUCUAACCGGUUCUGUGGGAUCAUUCCUUCUAGCUUCUCCAACCUUGUACUCAUGUUUGAGUUUGAUGUCAGCAACAACCGAUUUGUUGGCCAUUUUCCUCUCGUUGUCCUCGAAUGGCCGAGUGCGAAGUACCUCGAUCUCAGGUACAAUGACUUUGAAGGAGAAAUCCCCUCCACACUCUUCACCAAGGAGUUCGACGCCAUCUUCCUAAAUAACAAUAGAUUCAAUUCUCUAAUCCCUGAAACCAUUGGAAACUCUACCGUCUCCGUUGUCUCUUUUGCCAACAACGAAUUCCAUGGCUGCAUUCCAAGCACCAUUGGCCAAAUGUCUAACCUCAACCAAAUUCUCUUCCUCGGCAACAAGCUCAGCGGCUGUUUCCCACCUGAGAUCGGAAACCUAGUCAAUCUCACAGUCUUUGACGUCAGCAACAAUGACUUCAUAGGUCAAUUGCCGGAAUCCUUGUCUAGCCUCCAAAAUUUAGAGAUUAUGGACGUUAGCAACAAUGAAUUGAGAGGCUCUGUCUCUGGAGGCCUUUGUAAGUUGCCUAAAUUGGCUAACUUCACCUUCUCCUUUAAUUACUUUAAUGGAGAAGAUGCGACAUGUGCUACAUCUAAAGGAUCAGAGAAGCUCUUUGACGAUAGUCAAAAUUGUUUGGCAAAUCGACCUAUGCAGAAAGAUGCAAACAAAUGUAGCACUGUCUUGAAGAAAUCAGUGGACUGUGGAAAUUGUGGUGGUGGGUCGAGUUCUCCUGGUGUGCCGUCGACCUUUGAGGAUCCAUAUGAUCAGUCUCCAUCGCCAAGAUAUAGGUCUCCACCACCUCCGGUUGUGACUCCACCAUCUCCAAGCGAGACCUCUGUUCCAUCAUCACCACCGUCUCCAAUUGAGUCUUCACCACCAAUCUCGACUCCAUCCCCACCACCCCCUGUCAACUCUCCCCACACCCCUGUUCACUCACCACCACCACCGGUUCACUCUCCACCACCCCCCGUCCACUCUCCACCCCCACCAGUCCAUUCUCCACCUCCACCGGUCCAUUCUCCACCGCCUCCCGUUUAUUCUCCACCUCCACCGAUCCAUUCUCCACCACCACCCGUUUACUCUCCACCCCCACCGGUCCAUUCUCCACCUCCACCGGUGUACUCUCCACCUCCACCAGUCCAUUCUCCACCACCACCUGUGUACUCUCCACCCCCACCAGUCCAUUCUCCACCACCACCUGUGUACUCUCCACCCCCACCAGUCCGUUCUCCACCACCACCUGUGUACUCUCCACCGCCACCACCAGUUCAAUCUCCACCACCUCCAACUGCAUCUCCUCCUCCGCCUCCCUCUCAUGAUUCUUCACCACCACCCUCAUUUGAAGACGUAAUCCUCCCACCAAAUAUCGGCUUCCAAUAUGCAUCACCGCCUCCACCUUUGUUUCCCGGUUACUGAGGAGUUCCAUCUCAAAUAAUUUGAAGUUUUAUUGAGAGCCAUUAGUUUUAUGACUACAUCUUGUUCAAUUGUAAUCCUAUUUACUCUUUCAUGAAAAUUCAAAAUAUUAUUACUUUGUCACAUACAUUUAACAUCUUUAAUUUUUCCUCUUAUCCUCUUAGUGUAGCUUCGAUCUUCUUACUGAA